This is a messenger RNA of Entrophospora sp. SA101, 588 nucleotides long. The record is from the annotation of a GenBank genome assembly. NCBI's taxonomy places the organism in Eukaryota, Fungi, Glomeromycota, Glomeromycetes, Entrophosporales, Entrophosporaceae.
AUGCUAUUUGAUAAUAAUAAUGACGAAAAAGCUCCUUUAUUAUCAUUGGAUGAAGACGAAGACUUGGAAGCAGCAGGUGAUGAUGCAGAAGCUUUAAUGAAAAAGAACGAAGUGAUUCGAUCUGCUAUCGAGAAAAUAAAAAAAGUUACAGAGGAACAAGAAAAAGAAUUACGUUACAAAGAGGAAGAACUUCAAGAAUUAUAUGAAACAUUUGCUGAAUUAAACAAUAAUGACAUGAUUUACAACAAUAAUAAUGAAAUCCAAUCAUCCACACCAUCAUCCUCAUCAUCCUCAUCCUCAUCGCCAUCUUCAUCAUCCACCUUAUCAUCCACAUGCUCGUCAUUGUCACCUGUAAUUAAUCGAUUAAAGAAAGUAUUAGAAGCCAACGACCAGGAAUUACAACAAGUUAUCCAAAACCAAAAUCGGCAAUCUGUUUCUCUUUCCGAAUUAAAGACUAAUUCUAAUCCUACGAAACCAAAUGGAAACAAUUACACUCUUUAUGUGGGAUUAAUUAUUGGGGGAGUUGCUUUGGCAACACUGGCUCUAAUUUUAAAUAGUAAAAAAAAACCUUCUGCUAAGAAAAAUUAA